Molecule: messenger RNA, 2043 nt
Organism: Alternaria alternata
Lineage: Eukaryota; Fungi; Ascomycota; Dothideomycetes; Pleosporales; Pleosporaceae
Product: HET-domain-containing protein
Exons: 2
Coding region: 1-2043 (680 amino acids)
Source: RefSeq, a predicted model, not a curated record
AUGGGCAUCAUGGAACAACCUCCCGAUCGUACAUAUUCCCAUGCGGAAUCCGGAUCUCCUGGUGGAAACUCGAAGGCUUCUAACGAAAUAGUUGAAACUGAGGUCAUGCGGGCAAAACUUCGACGCACAUACGCCGACUAUAGGAGAAUUUAUCCCCAGGGUAACUUGUGCCAACGUUGUGCUGGUAUAAACUGGACAAAUCUUCUCUCUAAUUAUAACGACGAAUGGAAUCUUUUGGACUUAUUCAGCGUCCCCGAAACAAUUCAGGAACUCUCUGCGUCGCCAUGUCCGCUGUGUCGACUAAUGAGCUCCGAUCAAAUGUUCGGAAAUGGAACCCUCAGCGUAUACGAUGCCUACAAUGACGUGCUAUAUCUCGAGCAUCACGAUGAGCAUAGCUGGAAUCGGUAUGCCCUAUGUCUAGAACUACGUUCUGGCGAUUUGCAUCGGAAAUACAUCCUACAAAACGUCUGUACUAGUACUCAGUUUUACCUGCUUCGCAAACUUGACUCUGAAGUUAUCGACUACGAGAUACUUCGACAUUGGCUCAGGUACUGCAAGUUCCAUCAUACAAAGUGUACUCAAACCUACGAUUCUAUUAUUCCUGGCCUCAGAGUCAUCGACUGCACAACCGAAACAGUCGUCUAUGCACCUGAGGAUGCCACUUUCCAUUACGUAGCCUUGUCUUACGUUUGGGGUGGUACCAAAAGCUCCGGAAAAGACCAAGACGAGUUCCCGGCAACGAUACGCGAUGCCAUCACCGUCACGAUACGACUGGGAUAUAGAUACCUGUGGGUCGAUCAAUACUGUAUCAACGAGUCAUCUGAGGGAUACAAACAAGCUCAGAUACAACUCAUGGGCCGUAUUUACGCCGAGGCAGAGCUAGUCAUCAUCGCUGCAGCCGGCAGCUCGUCCAGCUACGGACUGCCCGGUGUUGGUGUCAAAGCUCGAGAAGCACAGGGGAGAGUUCGACUAGAAAACAAUGUUGAGCUGAUCGAGAUGAACGAACCGGAUCGUGAGCUAGACAUGAGUGCAUGGGCGCAAAGAGGCUGGACUCACCAGGAGGGCUAUCUUGCGACGCGAAGCCUCGUCUUCACAGACAAAGAAGUUUUAUACGUAUGCAACCAAGGAGCAUGGCAAGAGUCUGUGCAGCGUCCUGCCAUGGAGGACGACGGUCAAUGUUGGGUGAUGGCGAACGCUUGUUUCCAUAUCAGGGCUCUACCUCCAUACAACAGUCACGCGCCAGUCUAUUUUUUUCUCGAUAACUACUCGGGCAGAAAGCUGUCCUACGAUAGCGACAUCCUCAACGCCUGCAUUGGUGUGUUGAACAAAUUCGUGGGCCACCAUCAUUUCUGGGGCAUGGUAACCCCACGCCUAGAUCCUGAACGAUGUCUUCCGCUCUGUCUGGAGUGGCGUAGCCGAAUUCCGGGCACAAGAAGAGAAGCCUUUCCAUCUUGGUCAUGGGUAGCGACAGCCAGUCCAAAAAUGAUCCCUUCAUGCGGUUGGGGAGAUCACAAUGAAGGCUACGUUGCGCACAUACGCACAAACGAUGGACGCUGGUUGUCCCCAGAGGAGCAGACUGAAAGUCGAUGUGAUCCUUUGCCCAUGAAUUUUGGCCCUACUCUACGUCUUCAAGCUAUGCUCUACACAGCUCUCUUGAGCACGAACACAAUGUAUGGAGCACCAGACAGUCGACCAGUUGUCAUUUUCCAGGCCACUGAUGGGGAUGGCAGUGAAUUCGAAGUUGUUUUCAAGCUGUGGCUUGACACUGAACUCAUAGAAUCAGACUUGAAGAACACUGUCAAAGCAAUACUGGUCUCUGGCAGCACUAGAGAAGACAGGGAUAUAGAAUCGUAUUCACUUGGUCCCGCUUUCAUGAUCCUCCAAGCAGUAGGACAUCAUUAUAAGAGGAUCGGCAUCACAGGCUAUGAGUAUCGCUGCUGGAUCCUAGAAAAGAGAACAAGGAAGGUGAGGAUGAAAGACGAUAAUGAUAUAUUGUCGUAUGAGAUCUGUAGAGGUAUUGAGGAAACCGUCUAUAUCGAGUAA